Messenger RNA from Lachancea mirantina, 1344 nucleotides. The record is from the annotation of a GenBank genome assembly. Lineage: Eukaryota; Fungi; Ascomycota; Saccharomycetes; Saccharomycetales; Saccharomycetaceae.
AUGCGAAGGGGGCCUCCUAAACGUUCGGCCAAUGCUAUAACUGACAGACAUUCGGAGUCUUUAGAAGCCCUGUCCCCAGCAGAUAGGGUUCAAGGUCAAGGUUUAAAUGUAGAACUUCAUCCGGCCCUCAGAUCGGCCAAUUACCAUCUUGUAGGAAGAGACGCUAAUCCUUAUUUGGCACACGAGAAACGAGCUAGAGCGGAAGAAGCGUCUGGAAUUUUAAAGCGUUACGAAAAGGGUCUUCAGUUUCGGGUUCCUGGGUCUAUUACUAGUCGAGUUCAAAAGCAACGAGAAGACUUGGCCAAGAGAGAAAAGGCCAGCCAGCAAGCUGCGAUUGAAGAACAACAGAAAAUCCUGUCAGGAGAACUUCCAGACAAGAUCAAAGGUGAGGAAAAAUAUUUGCACCAAGAGCCACCCUUUGUAGAAUGGUGGGAUUUGCAAUAUUUGAAAGACCAAACGGAAUGGAUUAUUACGAACAAAUACACCAGAAAAUAUGAUAAUUUGGAGGAAGACAGCGACGAAGAUGACGAUUCGGAGCUUGAAAGGCCUAGUAUCAGGUUUGUCCAACAUCCAGUGCCGUUUUUGCCAAUUCCGGACGAUAAAAAGCCACCUAGGGUCUUCCUCACCAAAAUGGAACACAGGAAGGUUCGUAGGAAUAACAGAAAGUUAUUGCGUGAAGAAUAUGAGCAAAAAAUUCGAGCUGGUGUUAAACCCAAACCAGAACCGAAGGUCAAACUCAGCAAUAUGAUGAGCGUUUACCAGAAUUCGGAAAAUAUCACGGAUCCAACGAGCUGGGAAAAAACGGUCAGACAACAAGUUGAGAGUCGGCGACUCCAGCACUUGGAGACAAAUGAGAUUAGACACCAGGAGGCCUUGGCUGCGAAGCUCGAACGGCCAAAAAGCGCACCAGCUGAAGGUCAAUUAUGCUGCAAAGUUUGGCGCUUCAAAAGCAUACGAAAUCCGAAAAUUAGGUAUAAACUCGCGACCAAUAGCCGACAACUAGGGUUGAGGGGCAUAUGUUUGCAUGUUCGAAAUGGUGCUGGAUUAAUUGUUGUACUUGGUUCUGACAAGAAUUGCAGAUUCUACGAUAAAUUGGUGCGGCGACGCAUAAAAUGGGACGAGACCUUUGUCGACAAUAAGACAGACGAAGAAAUAGAGGAACUUAAUAACUGUGCAGAGCUCGUGUGGGAAGGAUAUCUACGUGACACCAAGUUCCGAGGCUGGUUCAUGAAACAGUGCAACGAGGAAUCUGAGCUGAAGGAAACGCUUGAACGCUACGAUGCAGCGUUUAUGUUCUCGCUGUUAGUGGACUUGCCGAUAACGAAUGCGAAUGCUGGGGCUUGA